Molecule: messenger RNA, 2822 nt
Organism: Talaromyces stipitatus ATCC 10500
Lineage: Eukaryota; Fungi; Ascomycota; Eurotiomycetes; Eurotiales; Trichocomaceae
Product: G1/S-specific cyclin Pcl5, putative
Exons: 2
Coding region: 27-2108 (693 amino acids)
Biological process (GO): regulation of cyclin-dependent protein serine/threonine kinase activity
Cellular component (GO): nucleus; cyclin-dependent protein kinase holoenzyme complex
Molecular function (GO): cyclin-dependent protein serine/threonine kinase regulator activity; protein kinase binding
Source: RefSeq, a predicted model, not a curated record
GAGGACAGCAAGCGAUCUUUAACUCCAUGUUAUCGAAUAUGUCAGGCUCAGACGUCUUGGCUGCGAGUCUUUCCGACCCCAGUCAUCAGAGGAAGACGGUUACCUCGUACCCGUACUCUUCAUCUGUAGGCUCCUCGGCCUCUUCAUCCUCGUCCUCGGUUUUCUCACUCGAUUGCGUGUCGACCCAGAGCUCAAUUUCGUCAUCUUCAACAACUGCUGUCGAUGUCAUUUGGGAAAAUGAUGAGUCAGGAGAAUCAUCAGGCCGAGGUUUGCCCCAUUCUGAAAAUGCAUCUCAUUGUUUGCGAAAUAGUUUGAGAGGCCUUCCAUCUAAAGUCACGGAAUGCCCAGUGCCUCCAGAGCUUCGGAAGAACCCCAGACGUACCGCUUGCCCCACAGCAACUGCAAACGGUGCAUCCGCUUCGUGCCCUCGACUACCCCCCUCGCUAGUACGGCAGUGUGAUCGCAAGGUUAAUUUUGUCGACAGUUUAGUCGUUGCUGUUCGGAGUGAAUCUCCACUCGGCUGUAAGGGUGUCUUACCCCUUCGCACUUUCAUUCAAGAAACUCUGCGAAGGUCACGUACUAGCUUUAGUACUUUACAGGUUGCUCUUUACUACCUCAUCAAGAUCCGACCACAUGUUCCAAACCAUGACUUCACAAUGGAACAACCUCGCGAUAGCCCAUGCGCUCGUGCGAUGCAAUGCGGUCGACGUAUGUUCCUCGCCGCGUUGAUUCUUGCAUCGAAAUAUCUGCAGGAUCGGAAUUACUCUGCCCGUGCUUGGAGCAAGAUCUCGGGUCUGCAUACUCAGGAAAUCAACCAAAAUGAAAUGAUGUUCUUGCAAGCUGUGGAUUGGAAACUCCACGUCCCAGAGUCCAUCUAUCACCGCUGGACAGACAUUGUCCUCAAGUACACACCCGGCCCAGCUUCCUCGCCUAAUCCUGACGACUGCUGGAAGACAUUAAUUCCGAGAUUGACGCCCGAUCUGGUCACGGUCGACGUGGAGCCCUCCAGCCCUCCGGAAAUGUUUGGGUUGGAUUUCUCUGAUGCUCCGUCGCCUCGACGUUCCCCAUUUCGCGUCAACAACAUCGUUUCGAUGUGUUCGCCGAGUGAGCAACAGUCCCCAACCUGUCCCAGAUCCAUUCCUGUCUUGGAACCCUCCACUCGUGUUGAGUCUUCAAACCCCACCCUUCCUGCCUUGCACAAGCUUGGGCUUCUCCCCACGCCGCAAUUGACGCCACAAUCUUGCGCUGCGUCCACUCCUGCAGUGAGUGUUCGUGGUACAUGUUCGAGGCGUCCUUCGUUUGCAUCUGCCAUGUCCCAAGCUCAAAACAUGUGCAUGUCACGUCUGGCUCUGGAAUCCCGCCCUUUCCCUACAAGCAAACCCGUUAACUUUGAAGUAAUGCCUCCUCUGACGCGUCGUUCUUCUCUUGCGCGUUCCACUUCUUCUGCCUCAUCACCAGACUCGAUGGUCUCGGAUGUCUCGACAAUUUCUUCUCGUUCUUCUCGAUCUUCUUCCAUCUCAUCGUGCGCCUCUGCGACUUGCGCGCCUAGUCAGCCUCGGCUGGCUGUCACGGCGACUCGUCGUUGCGCCGCGAUGACUUUGAAAGAAUGUCGAAAGAACUUGGCCAUACACUCUCCUAUUGACGAGUCCUCUUUGAUUGGUGUCUACAGCUCGCCUGAAAGCGGCCUAUGUGGAACGGUGCCUGACUUGUCAAACUUUUCUCUAAACACACCAGUCGACAUGACCGCUCAUGAAGCUGCACAGGGACUAUGUGAAUUGUCUGGUGCUAUGCUGCGAUCCCAGUCUCCUGUCAGUAAAGUCAACGAGAGCCGACCUUGCCGGAAGCGAGGACGAACUUCAUCCGAUGACCAGAUCCUGCAAAGCAAUGUACGCGAACUGAUAUCGCCAAUCUAUGGGAACGAGGUUCUUACAGACGAAAAACUCGCGAAAUCAUUUCUGCUCCCCAAGGAUCCGUCAGAUCAUUGUUUGAGCUCCAUUCAACUGCCUAUUCCUAUCCCUGCCCCCAAGGGUGGCAUCAAGCGGGCGUGCUGCAGCGCCGAAGUUCGCAGACACAACAUUCUACCAACCACUCCGACGCCUAUGCGAUGAAUGCAUGACAUAGACAUUCACGUAUGCGAAAGGAUGAGCCUUGAUAUGUUGUGCUUGUAUAUCUCAUAACAGCGUUUGUAUAUAUAUGAUCCAGCGGUUUGAGAUGGUACGGGCAUUUAUUUGGCGCAUUCCUUACACAAUCAUGAAUAUGAUGCACUUGGCCAGUUGCUAGCAUCUGGGCCUUGGCCCCUCUGUAUGAAGUACGCAUUUCGUUUGCAAAUACUUUGAAUCUUUUUGUUGUUGUUUUUUUUAUCUUAUUUACCUACCAUGGAGUGCGGCGACCUGGUCUGGGUUUGUUUUGUCCUGUUUCGUUCCAUUCCUUGGUGUAACCUCACCAUGAUACUGGCUAUCUUUUCAUAAUUCUCUUGCUCAUCAAAGGUGUGUGCGUGUGGGAAAUAUAAGGUUCGGAAGGGCGAACAGGCAUUUCUCGGAGUCAAACCUCGUUAAUCCAUUUUCUGGGCUUUUUACCUUAAUUACUACAUUGAGGUUGGAGUUUCGAUCGUGGGUAUCUAUCAUCAUAAUCAUCAAUCACUGCGAUUCUUACUUUCUUUUGUCUUUCUUGGAGCUGUGUGUCCCGCACUCUUGGACAAAAAGUGGUCUGGUUAUUGGAGUCAGCUCGUGCAUGCAUUCUGAAUUGGAAGGAAUGGAUGUAAAAUAUUCGAAUGUAGAUAUAAACAGUAAUCCGCUAACUCGAAUUGCUGAAUACAUAUACUG